AUGGCAAAGGCUUUGGAACGCAAAUAUAUUCGUUCAUCCAGACUAUCGGAUAAACAUAAUCAGGAAAGAUGGUUUUUUAUUAAUGGAAUUUGCGUUACAAAAUACUUUUUAGGUCAAAAUUGUAAUCAUUUGGAGGAACGUUUCGAUAGGGGGGUUACAGGAAUUUUAAAUAAAAGUUAUGGUGUGAUCAAUGAUAUAAUAGAGACCAUCCUUCAAAGAAGUUUUGAAGUAGAUACAAUUUCAGUACGUGUUUCUGUUGAAGAGAUUAUCCCAGCGCUCAGAAACAAACAAGUUAACACCGUUCGGUUAGUAGUGCAUUCACAAGGCUGUGUUAUAGCAAAUUUGGUUUUGAGAAGACUAUAUCUGGAAUUAAGCUACACGGGUGAACAAAAUUUUCUCAAUAAACUAGAGGUUUACACAUUUGGAAGUGCAUCUAGAGAAUUCACAAACCCAGGAAACUUGAUUAAACGCAUCGAACACUAUGCAAAUGACCAAGAUCCUAUUGCAAUGUUAGGUGUUCUUAGUGAAAUCAAUAACCCACGUUAUAACGGCGAGGUUUUUGUCAAUUAUACAAAGAACAAUGGUAAAGGACAUUCGUUCAUCAAGUUUUACAGUCUAAAUGAAUAUGAUUAUAGAACCCUAAGAAGUGACAAGGAUGGUAUUCCUACAUUUUUGCAACUUAAUGGACAUAUAAAUCCUAAUCUGCAAAUUAUCGAAAAAUAA
This is a messenger RNA of Entrophospora sp. SA101, 723 nucleotides long. The record is from the annotation of a GenBank genome assembly. Lineage: Eukaryota; Fungi; Glomeromycota; Glomeromycetes; Entrophosporales; Entrophosporaceae.